CGGAGAUCUCUGCCAUUAAUGUUUCUUUGUUGGCAUUUAGUACUGAAAUUGAUGAUGGCGGAUGAUAGAACUGUUGCAUGCGGUCUGAGGAGCAAUUUUCCUCCCUCUCUUUCUCCUCACACGGCUACGUCAUGUCCUGCAGUUGCACGUCUACUCAGGAAUAUCUAUCUCCUUUCCGAGUUGACAUUGUGUGGAAUCUGUGGAUGCCACGAGAAAUCUGAUUUUCUUGGUUACAGUGGUAAGAAGUUCUAGCGGAAAUUAAAUGUAUAUAUGUGUGUGAGAAUAGCUGCAACGGCACUUUGUUUUUGACCUACGCCAGCGAAUUGGUUUACCACUGUCUCUGUCAAUCUAUUCUUUGUUUGCUUUCUAGUUCCUCAUAAUUUUACACAUGCAGCAGUGGCUAUUCGAUCUUCGUGUCUCUCUACGAUUUGUCAGCAUUGCUAGACAAGCAUUAACUGCCUAUGUUAUUCCCAAAAAGAUCAAUCAACUUCUAGGAUUCGUGGACUUACGUCCCAUAGAUGAGGAAGUAUUGUGGUAAUGAUAUCAUAAGCUUCUGAUGUGUUAUGGAGGUUUUAAUUCAACUGGGGAGCAAAGAUGUCCGAGCUGCGAUGCGUUUCUUUAUUGGAAAAAUGCAGAAGUUUGAAUUGUUUGCUGCAGAUCCAUGGCUAUGCGAUCAAAACAGGAUGUGAUACUGACCCAUUUGUCCUCAGUAAGUUCCUUCUUUUUUCAGCCAUUACAUUUUCGGACACCAUGGAUUAUGCUUGCCUUCUCUUCAGAAGUAUUCCCCAACCUGAUGGGUUCAUGUUCAACACUCUAAUCCGUGGCUUCUCAGAGUCAAAUAUGCCUUACCAGUCCAUUUCCACAUAUGCCCAGAUGCAGAAACAGGGAGUCAAGCCAGAUAGCUUCACUUUUGCUUUUCUUCUCAAGUCUCUCAUAAAUUGUGGUUCUCUAAAUACAUCAAGACAAGUCCAUUGUCAUGCUAUGAAGCACGGUUUGGACCCCCACAUUUUUGUCCGAACAAGUCUUAUAACUGCCUAUGCGGCUGGUGGGAGCAUUGUAUGUGCUCGCCAAGUAUUUGAUGAAAUGCGAGUGCCAAAUGUGGUUUCAUACAAUGCCAUGCUUUCUGCCUGCCUGCGAUGUUCUGAAGUAGAUGAAGCAAGAAGAAUCUUCGAUCAAAUGCCGUGGUUGAAUGUCACAUCCUGGAAUAUUGUGCUGUCUGGUUAUAUGGACGCAAACGAAUUAGAGUUGGCAUCUCGGUUGUUCCAUGACAUUCCCCAGAAGGAUUUGGUCUCCUGGAAUACAAUGAUCAUUGGAUGUGUGCAGGGCGGUAAACUCAAAUUGGCCUUUGAACUAUUUGAGGAGAUGCGGUUGGAGGGUUUCAGUCCAAAUGAAGUGAGUAUCACUGGGGUACUAUCAGCUUGCUCACAGAUGGGUGCCCUGGAAUUCGGUAAAAUGAUUCAUGGGUACAUUGAUAAAGCAGGAUUUAGCCAUAUUGUGACUGUAAACAAUGCACUUGUCGAUUUGUACGGUAAAUGUGGAAAUAUCAAUAUGGCAAGCCAUGUCUUUGACAAGAUCAUGAACAAGGGCGUCAUUUCUUGGACUGUGAUGAUUGAAGUGCUUGCAAUGCACGGCCAUGGGGUUGAAGCUGUGGAACUUUUCUACAAGAUGGUGGAAUCAGGAAUAGAACCAGAUGGUGUUACAUUCGUCGCUAUUCUGUAUGCCUGUAGUCAUGCAGGUCUAACACAGAAAGGAAUAGAGUUGUUCAAUAUGAUGAAAGACUGUUACCACAUUGAAGCAUCUAUGGAACAUUAUGGCUGCAUGGUUGAUCUCUAUGGCCGAGCUGGGUUUCUAGACUGUGCAUAUGAGUUUAUCGCUCACAUGCCGAUUAAGCCCAAUGCUGUAAUUUGGAGAACAUUGCUUGGGGCAUGUAGCAUACAUGGAGAUGUCAUUCUUGCAGAGCAUGUAAAAAACAAAUUGUCCGAAAUUGACCCAGAGAACUCCAGUGAUUACAUAUUGUUGUCAAAUAUAUAUGCAAUUGCUGGAAAAUGGAGGGAUGUGGCUGUUGUGAGGAAGUCGAUGGCUGAGAGAAAAAUGAGAAAGACACCAGGUUGGAGUAUGAUAGAAGUUGAUAAGGUUGUUUUCAGUUUUGUUGCAGGUGACAAACGUAACCCAGUGGCAGAAGUUGCCUAUGAAAAAUUGAGUGAGAUAAUAAAUAGGCUGAGGUCUGAAGGAUAUGUUGCUGAUAUUGGGCCAGUCUUGCAUGACAUAGAGACAGAAGACAAGGAAGACUCUGUUUCUCACCACAGUGAGAAACUAGCUAUCGCUUUUGGAAUGGCUAGACUGCAUCCAGAAAGUGUCAUCAGAAUUGUGAAGAAUUUGAGGGUUUGCAGGGAUUGUCACACGAUGUUAAAGUUUGUGUCAAGGGUAUAUGGAAGGGAGAUCGUUGUGAGAGAUAGAAGCAGAUUUCAUGUCUUCAAGGAGGGUUCCUGCUGUUGUAGAGAUUACUGGUGAAUGCAGUGAAGAAUUUGCAGUUGAGCACCAAAAACAAAAGGGUGCUCCUCUAAUAAUGUAAAAGGGCGGAGAAGGCCUCUCGUCAAGAAGUACUGCUUUAUUUCAGAAACAGAAGGAGUUUUGAUACACAGAUGAUAGAAGCAGAAACCACCUGAAGGGUUUUCUCAACAAUGUCUACCUCUCCCGAAUGUCAGCUUGAGAUUAUUAACUUUCUAGAGAAAUGCAGGUGUAUCUCCUGGACCCGGGAGGCACAUUCUGAGGGUUUUACUGCUGCUUCCUAGUAGUUAGGACCAGGUUUCCCUGGACUUUGUCCAGAGAACUGAGGAAUGCAGCACGAGAAGAAAGCAACAUGAAGCAAAGAGCUUCGGUCAAAUUUCCAUAUUCAGAUUCCAGAGAAGCAUCGUAUGCUGCAGAUCCUCACCAUAUUUUGCCUGGAGUCUCACUUAUGAUAUUGAGCUGUCAAUCUUCUUCAACUUGAGUCCUACCACCUAAAGUUCUUAAGUCUCGCCAAUUAGCCAGGGGACCAAGGUGGUUGCAUAAUUGCAUUACAGCAAGAGGGAAAAGCACUCUCUCAGUUGGGGAUUUCACGAGGAGAGCUCGUGUACUGCAGGAGCAAGAACAGAGUUGGGCACGUUGGAGUCCAGAACAACUCCAACUUUGAUUGGCAACCAUGACUUUUUUGCAAAACUCUGCGAUAGGAGGUUGGACGUCUGCAAUGCCAAUUUAUCUGUACUAGCAAUCGGAGAUUUGAGGUGGAUUCUCAGUCCGUAGUUCUUAAACACAGCCCGAAUGGUUAACUUGAUUGUGAAUAUGUGAUUCUGUGAAUGUGCAUCAAGUUGCCGUAUCCACUGUAACUAAGGAAUUACUUUACAAAUGUGAAACAUAAGCAUUAUUUCUGUAUUGUGUGAAUUUAUCUCCGUCAAGCA
Molecule: messenger RNA, 3437 nt
Organism: Nymphaea colorata (pocket water lily)
Lineage: Eukaryota; Viridiplantae; Streptophyta; Magnoliopsida; Nymphaeales; Nymphaeaceae
Product: pentatricopeptide repeat-containing protein At1g74630
Exons: 4
Coding region: 595-2511 (638 amino acids)
Biological process (GO): RNA modification
Molecular function (GO): zinc ion binding; RNA binding; protein binding
Source: RefSeq, a predicted model, not a curated record